AAGAGGACGGGAUUACCCUCGAAAACCCACACUACGUUGAGGGCAAAUAAAAGAACAGUGUUCGAGGAAACAGAAAUCGGGCUGUUAAACCCUGUUCUGUUGGAAGGGCACCUUGAAAAAACCCUUCUCUAUUUCGAUCGCCGGAGAUUGAAACGAGGAAUUUUUAUUCUUCGUAUCAAUGGCGUUUAGCCGUAGCCUUUCCAGUAGAGCAACCCUAAUAGCUAGACGGUAUCAACCAUCGUUUGCCUACAUUUUCCAUGAUGAUGAGCGUAAGACUCAUCCUUCUACCGAGCCUCAAUCUACACAAAAGCCUGGUAAUUUUGUUCAACAAAGAUCUUUUGGAACUGGGUUUAGUAAUUCAUCCUCGGGGCUUUGUGGUCUAUUGUUCCAAGAUAGAAGAUGUUCCCAACUAGCCUUUCUCCCUGGAACUGGUGUCUCUUUUGGUCGGUUUAUGUCGACUAAGGUUAACGAUGGGGCGAAAGAGGUCGAGUUUAUGACUGAUGUUGCUGAAGCUUUUAAGGAUACUGCCAUUGAAGCUGUGACUUCGCAGGUUCCUGCUGUGAAUGAGGUUGCCAUUGCUGCUGCUGAUUGUUGGUUACCAGUUGCUACAUUGCAGUAUGUUAUUGAUGCGGUUCAUUCUUUUACAGGCUUCAACUGGUGGGCUUCCAUAGUAGUGACAACGCUUUUGAUUCGAAGUGCAACUGUUCCACUUUUGAUAAAUCAACUUAAAGCUACCACAAAAAUGACGCUAAUGAGGCCACGCUUGGAGGAAGUCAAGGAGCGGAUGUCAAGCAAGGGUAGUGAUGCCUUGUCAAUGGCUGAAGGUCAAAAUGAAAUGCAAAAGCUUUUCAAGGAAUAUGGCGUGACUCCAUUUACACCACUGAAAGGGAUUUUUAUUCAGGGUCCCAUCUUUGUCAGCUUUUUCUUGGCUAUUUCAACAAUGGCUGAGAAAAUGGAAUCAUUUAAAUCCGGUGGAGCAUAUUGGUUUACUGAUCUCUCUACUCCAGAUAGUUUAUACAUCUUUCCGGUUAUGACAGCGCUAACUUUUUUGUUAACUGUGGAGUGUAACAUGCAAGAAGGCAUGGAAGGGAAUCCUGCUGCUGCAACUAUAAAAAAUGUUUCUCGGGUCUUUGCUGUUCUUACAGUUCCGUUUACCAUGAGUUUCCCAAAGGCCAUAUUUUGUUAUUGGAUCACAUCGAAUAUAUUUUCCCUUGGAUAUGGAUUAGUGCUUAAGGCUCCUGGAGUGAAGAAGGCUUUAGGUGUUCCUGAAAUACCGAAGCAACCAGUCGAUACUGCACCACGGCCUUCUAUUGAUCUGUAUACGGCUCUCAAACAAACUCUCAAACAAGCCAAAACCGCAUCACAGCAGUCUACCUCGUUGCCCAUUGAACCAACAAAAGUUGCGAACCAAAUAACAUCAUCUUCAUCUUCUUCGUCUUCGACCAUCAAUCAGAGGCUUAGAAAUUUAGAGAAACAAGUAAAAGGAAGGAAGAAAAACAAGAAGAGGUGAGAAAAGCUAUUCUUCCGGAAAUUGAACUGCCAUUGAGGAUAUUAGUUUUAUAACUAAUGAGUAAUAGCAAUAUUUAUUUUAGAAAUUUGCAUCAUGUAUUAAUUUUUGUAGUCAUAUAAACAAAAAUGACUGAAUUAGUUUAUAUUCAUUGCGGGAGUUUUGAGGUUUUCUAUUUUCUCCGGAAUUUGGGGAUUUUUGUCUGUACCGGAUAACUGAUGUAUUCGCUGCAUUUGUGCUUUACGUAGGGAAGAAAAAUAAAUGACACUAUUGAGUGGAUUAGAAUAA
Molecule: messenger RNA, 1795 nt
Organism: Gossypium arboreum
Lineage: Eukaryota; Viridiplantae; Streptophyta; Magnoliopsida; Malvales; Malvaceae
Product: mitochondrial inner membrane protein OXA1-like
Exons: 10
Coding region: 179-1510 (443 amino acids)
Biological process (GO): protein insertion into mitochondrial inner membrane from matrix; mitochondrial respiratory chain complex IV assembly
Cellular component (GO): mitochondrial inner membrane
Molecular function (GO): membrane insertase activity
Source: RefSeq, a predicted model, not a curated record